CGAAAGGAGCGCACCCCGGCGGGACGGGGGCGGGGUUAGAGGGAAAACAGGACAUUUCCUGGUGAGCUACAACACAGGAAGAUGAAUGUUGGCGUAGCUCACAGCGAGGUGAACCCCAACACACGGGUGAUGAACAGCAGGGGAAUAUGGCUCACCUACCUAUUGCUGACCGUCGUAUUGCACAUUGUCCUACUCAGCAUUCCUUUUUUCACCGUGCCACUUGUCUGGACCCUCACCAACCUGAUUCACAACCUGGUGAUGUACCUGUUUCUACACACAGUGAAAGGCACCCCCUUUGAAACGCCCGACCAAGGCAAAGCUCGUCUGCUCACACAUUGGGAACAGAUGGACUACGGGGUCCAGUUCACGUCUUCACGCAAAUUCCUCACCAUCUCCCCAAUUGUUCUGUAUAUUCUCACCAGUUUCUACACAAAAUACGAUCCCACACAUUUUUUCGUCAACACGUGCUCCCUCCUGAGCGUCCUCCUCCCAAAGCUGCCACAAUUUCAUGGAGUACGGAUAUUUGGCAUCAACAAAUACUGACCGAACUCGAAGCUGCACUUUAACCACCAGUACUGGACGUCUAGUUUUCUGUGCCUGCUGAACUGUUUUGUGUUUGGAAAAUGAGAAGCAGAAAAAUCAGUUAGCUGUACAUACAGUGUGGAGAAAGGUAAAGAAGUAAAUGCUGUUGUAUCGUUAAAGAAUUAUUUUUUUUCUGACAUUCCAGAUAUUAAAAACUAGGAAUAUUUAUUUUGUUUCUGAGAGAGACCAAAGUUUGAAAUGCACUGCUUUACGAGUGUGAUAUUUGGUCAACUUUUUCCUUUUUGUCUGCAUUGGCUGCAAGUCCAUGUGAAGUUGAGUGUUUUGUUCUUGCCUUAUCUGUGAAUUAAUGUCUCAAUCAUUGUGGCAGUUACUUUGUGUUUUGUGCAGCAUGCAUUCACACAACUUCAAUAAACACAUUUGCUAUGAUAUAUAUCUAUAUA
Messenger RNA from Cololabis saira (Pacific saury), 983 nucleotides. RefSeq names its product ORMDL sphingolipid biosynthesis regulator 2 (gene ormdl2). Gene Ontology annotation, cellular component: endoplasmic reticulum membrane. The record is from RefSeq and is a predicted model, not a curated record. NCBI's taxonomy places the organism in Eukaryota, Metazoa, Chordata, Actinopteri, Beloniformes, Belonidae. The transcript is spliced from 4 exons. Gene Ontology annotation, biological process: ceramide metabolic process; negative regulation of ceramide biosynthetic process; intracellular sphingolipid homeostasis. The coding region runs from base 82 to 543 and encodes 153 amino acids.